CUGUGAAAUGUGUGCUUACUUUCACAAUAAUGUUGUUUUUAAGUCUACAUGGCAGCGUAGCACAUGCUAGCGGUGUCGUGUGGAGGUUUUAGAAGCCAUGUUGAUUCUUGUUUCUGUGAGAGAUUUAGAUUAGGAUAGCCACAGUGUUAGCAGAGAUUACCCGUUAACGCUGCAAUUCGCAGGCACGUUACUCCAUGUCCAGUCUAGUUUUACCCUUUUAUGUUGACUGCACUCUUACGUUAAAGUCCGUGUUUUGAGUCCACUCACUGUUUAAACCUUAUCGUCCUGACAGACCGCUCUGCCGACGCUAACGUUAUUAGCUUUAACCUUAACGUUAGCCAGUAACGUUAAAGCAAGCAAAGCCUGACCUGCACUGUAACAUAACAUGUAACAUAACAGUGUCAUUGUACUAUUAUUCCACACUAUCACGUGCUCGCCAUGGGACUCUCCAGCUUGGAAAAGAUCAUUGCACUGCAGAGAAACCCUGCCAACAUCAGAAACCUGUGUAUUCUGGCACAUGUUGACCACGGCAAAACUACUCUGGCUGACUGCUUAGUGGCAAGUAAUGGUAUCAUAUCAAGUCGACUGGCUGGGAAGCUGAGGUAUCUGGACAGCAGGGAGGAUGAACAGAUCAGAGGAAUCACCAUGAAGUCCAGUGCCAUCUCUCUGCAUUACAGAAAUGGAGAUCACGAGUACUUACUAAAUCUGAUCGACUCUCCUGGUCACGUCGACUUCUCCUCGGAAGUUUCCACUGCUGUCAGGCUGUGUGACGGUGCCAUUGUAAUAGUUGAUGCUGUGGAGGGAGUGUGUCCACAGACCCAGGCUGUGCUGCGUCAGGCGUGGCUGGAGAACAUCAGGCCUGUUCUGGUCAUCAAUAAGAUAGACCGACUCAUCAUGGAGCUGAAACUCACCUCUCAGGAAGCUUACACACACCUGCAGAAGAUCCUGGAACAGGUGAACGCAGUGACAGGGAGUUUGUUCACAUCCAAAGUGCUGGAAGAGCGAGCAGAGAAAGAGAAGGAGGAGGAUAAAGAAAGCGAGACGCUGAGCGGAGAUCAGGUGUUUGACUGGAGUACCGGACUGGAGGAAGCUGACGACUCCCAACUCUACUUUUCUCCUGACCAAGGAAAUGUGGUCUUUGCCAGUGCCAUAGAUGGAUGGGGUUUCAGCAUCCAGCAGUUUGCCCACAUCUACAGCCAGAGAAUGGGUAUUAAGGCAGAGGUGCUGCUCAAAACCCUGUGGGGAGACUUCUACCUCAAUGCAAAAGCAAAGAAGAUCAUGAAGGGAGCUCAGGCCAAAGGAAAGAAGCAGCUGUUUGUGCAGCUUGUGCUGGAUAACAUCUGGAGUUUAUAUGAUGCAGUAGUCACUAGGAGAGACAAGGAGAAGGUGGAGAAGGUGGUGACAUCACUUGGAGUGAAGGUGAUGGCCAGGGAUUCUCGUCACUCCGACCCCAAAGUCCUCCUUUCUGCCAUCUGCAGCCAGUGGCUCCCCGUGUCCCAGGCUGUCCUCUCGAUGGUGUGUGAGAAGCUUCCCAGCCCGUUAGACAUGGCGGCAGAGAGGGUGGAAAAACUGAUGACUGUCGGAGCGCGACGAUUUGACUCAUUGCCAGAGCAGACGCAGGAACUUAAACAAGCGUUCCUCCAGUGUUCGAGCGGGGAAAAUGCUCCGGUCAUUGUCUAUGUGUCCAAGAUGUUUACCGUGGAUACCAAGGCCUUGCCUCAGAACAGACAGAGGCCGUUGACCCAGGAGGAGAUUGCCAAGCGCAGGGAACUGGCCAGACAGAGACACGCUGACAGGAUGGCAGCUGAUCAAGCAACCGCAGAGAGUAACAAUAACCUCGGCCACUCAGGGAGUAUGUCACAGGAAGGCCAACCUACAGGACUCGAAACAGCUAAGAUGGAGAGACUGACAUUGAAAGACUGGAAGCCAGAGGAGGAAGAGGAGCAGACGAAGUUCAUAGCAUUUGCGCGAGUCUACAGCGGGGUGGUCAAGAAAGGACAGAGAGUAUUUGUACUGGGACCAAAGUAUGACCCUGCCCAGGGCCUGAGGAUGUUGCCAGAGGGUUGCAGUGCUUCAGACUGUGUGCCCGAGGUGUCUCAUCUGUUCUGUUGUUCCAUGGAAAGACUCUACCUUCUGAUGGGCAAGGAACUAGAGGAGCUGGAGGAAGUGCCUGCAGGAAAUGUCUUGGGUAUCGGAGGUCUUGAGGAGUAUAUCUUGAAGUCUGCCACCUUGUCAACUUCACCCGCCUGCCCGCCCUUCAUUCCGCUCAAUUUUGAGGCCACGCCCAUCGUACGGGUUGCUAUAGAACCCAAACAUCCAAGUGAGAUGCCAAAGUUGGUGCAUGGGAUGCGUUUGUUGAACCAGGCAGAUCCCUGUGCUGAGGUUCUGAUCCAGGAAACAGGAGAACAUGUUCUGGUCACUGCUGGUGAGGUUCACCUCCAACGCUGCCUGGACGACCUCCGAGAGCGGUUUGCUAAAAUUGAGAUCAGUGUAUCCAAGCCCAUCAUUCCAUUCAGAGAGACAGUGGUGCGUCCUCCAAAAGUGGACAUGGUGAACGAAGAGCUGGGCAGGCAGCAGAAAGUAGCCAUCAUUCACCAGGUGAAAGACGAAGCCUCUCAGGGUCGUUCUUCUGACACCCUACACGUGGACCACAGUAAUCUGGUAACCAUUACCACUCCCAACAGACUGGCCACUGUCAGCGUCCGGGCGAUCCCCCUGCCACAAGAGGUAACCCAUCUGUUGGAGUGUAGCACAGAACUGAUUCGGACUCUAGAGCAGAUAAACAUGCACCUGAGGGAGGGGAAGAGUCUGGACGUUACCCCCAGGACCCUGGAGGACAUCGCUGGAUUCAAGGCCCAGUUGGAGAGCCUUCUGCAGGGGAGGAAGUGGAAUAACGCUGUGGAGCGUAUCUGGGCCUUUGGGCCUCGCAGAUAUGGCCCCAACAUUCUGCUGAACAGUGUUGAGGGCUACCAGCGGCCCUCGGUGUGGCAGUGUCUGGUCAGGCGAGACAAAUCGGGAGAGUCUGGAGCUCAGGCCACUGCUAUACGAGACUUUGAUAACAGCAUCGUCAGCGGCUUCCAGCUAGCAACUCUGUCAGGGCCCAUGUGUGAGGAGCCCCUGAUGGGAGUUUGCUUCUCUGUGGAGAGGUGGGACAUUCAGUAUUCAGCCUUGCCACAACGUCAGGACUCAUUGGAGGACGACACCAUAUCCCAUGAGGCUUUAGCAAACAGCAAAGUGGAACAAAGCAGUGAGACAUCUGCACAGGCGGACGGCACGGCAGCAGGGCCGGGCCAAGCCAAGCGCAGGCCAGAGGCCGCCGUCUCCGGCCUGCUGAUCGCUGCCAUGAAGGAGGCCUGCCGUCACGCCUUCCAGGCUCAGCCCCAGAGACUCAUGGCUGCCAUGUAUACCUGCGAGAUUAUGGCCACCGCUGAAGUGCUGGGCCGAGUAUAUGGUGUACUGGCAAAGCGAGAGGGUCGUGUCCUCCAUGAAGACAUGAAAGAAGGGACAGACAUGUUCAUCAUCAAGGCUGUUCUGCCUGUGGCUGAGAGCUUCGGAUUUUCCGAUGAGAUUCGCAAGAGGACCAGCGGAUUGGCCAGUCCACAGCUGGUCUUCAGCCAUUGGGAGGUCAUCAGCAGUGAUCCAUACUGGGUUCCCACUACUGAGGAAGAAUACCUGCACUUCGGAGAGAAAGCCGACUCUGCCAACCAGGCCCUCAAAUACAUGAACGCUGUCCGCCGCCGCAAAGGCCUUUACGUGGACGAGAAGAUAGUAGAGCAUGCAGAAAAGCAGAGAACACUCGGUAAGAAUAAGUAGAGAAGAAAACCAAGAAAGAAGAAAUCUAUCCAGCCAGGACUGCAGACACAUACUGUACACCACGGACUGUGCUCUUCCAUCACUGACAUCCACUGUUUGCAGAGGGACAGAUGUCGUGACCAAAUGCAGGAGUCAUUCUGUUUUCAAAGAUAUCUUCAUCACAGCAGCAGUGGAACUGCAGUUACAAACAGCUAACUGCAGUUACAGUCUGGCUGUUCAUUCGAAAGUCCGUAAUGACUUCUUGUAUAUUUUCUUGUGCAACAGAAUACAUUUUACAAUACACAUAUUUAGGAUUAAUUGGGGAUGAUACAUUCAUAUAGGGAAUAAAGUAUGUAUCACAAAGUCUGUUAUGUUUUUUUAUCUGAUAGAUUCAUUAGUUUUUCGCUCAUAGAUAGCAUGUGCAGUAAAUGCGGACCAAUCAAAUUGUCCCAUUCAGAGCCAGUCCUAACCUCCCUGGGGCCCUAACCCUAAGCCCUCCUAAUAGACUCAUGAGCCAUGUAAACAAUUUGCCAUUUCUACACAGUCACACCUGACAACACAGUGCUCUGACUACAGUUAUCCCUUCUUGAAAACAGUCUGCCUCUGUAGUAAGCCUGAAUGGAAACCUCAUAUAGACUUGUCUUCAGGUUAAGAAAAAUUCAGUGCUGGUUUGAAUGCACCUCUGCGCACUAGCUCAGUCUUCAUAAAGUCUGUUAAGACUGGUGUCCAAUCUGCUGGGUUAUUUUGAGGAACAGCGACUGUUCCAUUAGGGUCUGAGCUGCUUGUAUCUGAUGCUGGCUGUACUUUACCUGAGUCUGUGUGACCUGCUACAGGCGUCUGGACUGGGUCUCCGCUGGUACUGGCUAAGGCUGAAUGUGGAUCAGCUGUGACAACCAGCAUUUACUCUACUGACAAAUUUAAGCAUUGCCCCUUUAAAGAAUAGAUAAUGUUAUCGUCUUCAUCAGGCCCAUUCAAACUGGCUCCACAGGCUGGAAUGCGCGAGUUUGAUUUCGUGCAGGCGCAUAUGAGCACAUGUUCAUGUGCGACGCGGUUAUCGUUUCUGAGCUGCAGUUUGUAAACACUGUUGCUGGUCAGCGUUUAUCAAACGUUUUUAAUUUUACUUUAACAUUGGUCAGGCACAAAGUCUGUUAGGCAACCAAAACACAGACAGACCAAGAGAUGCACUGCCCAACUGGGUUAGCAAGACAGACAGACUAGAGUGACAUUCACUGCAAGCUAGCACGUGAACUUAACAUUACUGUAAUCUGCUGACAUCAGACUUUGAGAGGAGAGAACACAAGUUUAUCUGACUGCUGUUUCUACAAUUUACUCUCAUUUAGUUACUUUCUCUUCUCGAUAGUUUUCUCUUCAACUUCUCAUCAAAGUUGUGAACAUUGAUACUCACUCUGACAUGAGAGGAAGGCAGGGCCUUGCUUACUUUGCGGGUCCCUAUGCAAAAUGCAUAGUGAGCGUAUAGGACGGCCAGGCUCUGGUCCCAUUCCGUGAAUAAAUGAAUGUGUUGGAUUUUGGAUAUGGGCAUUAUUCGUCAUUGCUUUAAAUAUUUACUAUUGUAUUACUAUUACUAUUGCUUUAAUCACCAUCAAACUCAAGGUACAUUGCUGUACA
Molecule: messenger RNA, 5418 nt
Organism: Micropterus salmoides (largemouth bass)
Lineage: Eukaryota; Metazoa; Chordata; Actinopteri; Centrarchiformes; Centrarchidae
Gene: efl1
Product: elongation factor like GTPase 1
Exons: 23
Coding region: 439-3813 (1124 amino acids)
Biological process (GO): cytosolic ribosome assembly
Cellular component (GO): ribonucleoprotein complex; cytosol
Molecular function (GO): GTP binding; GTPase activity; ribosome binding
Source: RefSeq, a predicted model, not a curated record